Molecule: messenger RNA, 4386 nt
Organism: Closterium sp. Yama58-4
Lineage: Eukaryota; Viridiplantae; Streptophyta; Zygnematophyceae; Desmidiales; Closteriaceae
Source: the annotation of a GenBank genome assembly
AUGCAGCGGAUAGUGGAUCACGCCGUAGGCGUCGCCAAGGAAUCCGUCAAAGCCGCAUCUCGCGAGGCGUUUCACAACACGGCCAACUUCGUCAACUCGGCGUCAGCGCUGGUGCUGGCGUGUCUGCCCAACAAGUCGCCCAUCACUGAAGGUCUCCAUGGCUCUUGGGAUCUCCGCCCUAACUUCCGCUCCCCGCGCCUCCCCGCCUGGAUGGCUCAAGGCGGUUCCUCCCUGAACGCCUUUCUACACGAGUUCGUCGACACUAUAGACGAGUUUCACCUCGACUCCAGCUCCAACUACGGUAACGAGGACGACGAAAACGAGGACAGCGACGCGGAUAGCGAGGAGGACAAUAACGAGGAUGAGGAUGACAGGGCGCACGGGGUGUUGGAGGAUCUACAGCUCUUCUGGAAGCUCGUGAUCGACGCUUCUUUGAUGCCGUGCGGUCGACACGGGGUGUUGGAGGAUCUGCAGCUCUUCUGGGAGCUGGUCAUCGAGUGCUUCUUUGAUGCCGUGCGGCACGGGGUUCUAGAGGACUUACAGCUCUUCUGGGAGCUGGUCAUAGAGCGCUUCUUUGAUGCCGUGCGGUACCCCUACGAGGCAAUCAAGGUGGUGACAGAGGACGGGUAUGUGCUGACACUGGAGCGCAUCCCAAGGAAGGACUCUUCACGAGUGGUGUUUCUGCAGCAUGGCAUUCUCGACAGCUCCAUUGGGUGGGUGUCGAAUGGUGUGGUGGGGUCUCAAGCUUUUGCAGCCUACGACCAAGGCUUCGACGUGUUUCUGGGCAACAUGCGGGGCUAUGUCACCAGGCAGCACGUGGAUCUGCGCAUCUCUGCCAGCAGGUACUGGCGCUACAGUGUGAACGAGCAUGGCAUGUGUGACAUCCGAGCCAUGAUUGAUUGCAUCCACCACACCAAGAUGCGUGACCUCGCCCCGCCUCCCCGUCCCUCUCUCGUCCCACCUCAGCAACAGCAGCAGCAGCAGCAGCAGCAGCAGCAGCAACCCGUGAACCCCCAGCAGAGUCAGGAGCACCACCAAUGGCGGCAACCCAGCGCUUCAGCAGCAUUAGACGCCCUGGGACUCGUGCACAGCGAUUCUUCACUCCACUCUGGGCCUGCUGUACAUAGUAGCGGUUUUGAUACAGGGGGGGGAGGAGGGGCUGAUACGAUGUAUCGGGACAAGCCACAAACGGGUACAGGUGGUUCUGGGUGGACACCUGGCAGCCAGACGAUGCAGGAUGGCGUGAUGACGUGGCAGCCAGGCUGGCACGAGGUGCGGCCCGCUCCUGUUUCGCUGAUAGAUGCUCUGAGGGAGAGGCGAGAGGAGGAGAGGAGGGAGGGGGAGAGGAGGCAGGAAGAGAGGAGAGGGGAAGAAGCAGUGGCGCACAGCCUGGGAGGGGCGGCCAUGAUGAUCUACCUCGUCACCCAGUUGAUUAGGAGACAACCCCACCGCCUCUCCCGCCUCAUCCUCCUCUCUCCGGCUGGCUACCACAAGAAGACCCCGCUCCUAUUCGACGUGAUGCUGUUCCUCAUGCCAUACAUCGACUCGUGGCUCUCCCAGUCAGUUCCGGCCGUCUACAUCCCCACGCAGGGCCUGCGUCUGCUCUUCAACAAGCUCGCUCAGGACUUUCAGAACCUCCCUGCAUUGCGCUGCCUGGUGCAGGUUCUAAUCUCAAAUAUUCUAGUGGGAGGGGAUUCAUCCGACUGGGUGGGAGCGUUACGUCAGCCGCACUACAACAUGUACAACAUGCCUGGCAUCGCCUACAACGUCAUGAAGCACUUAGCUCUCACCAAGCGAGAGCGCCGAUUCAUCAUGUUCGACUACGGCUCCCCCGCAGCUAACCUCGCAGUGUACGGUUCUCCCGAACCAGUGGACAUUGGAGCGUUUUACCGUCUUAUUGAUAUCCCGAUAGAUGUUGUCGCCGGGCGGCGCGACCGUCUUAUUCCCCGGGAGAUGGUCCACUGGCACUACAAGACGCUGAUAGCCGCUGGGCGGCAGGCGUCUUACCGGGAGUUUGAGUACGCGCAUUUGGAUUUCACGCUUGCACAUAAAGAAGAGCUACUAGCAUAUGUGAUGCGGAGGUUGAGGGUUGAUUUGCCGAAGCUGCACCUCAUGCCGAACCUGUCGCCGAACCGGUCGCCGAACCUGCGGCCCCGCGUGGCGGAGUUUGACAGGUCGAGGAGUUCGCCUGCUAUGGCUGGGAUGGCAGGGUCGCAACUGAGGGAGGUGUAUUUGGACGGAUGCAUCAAUAAAAUCACAGUGAUGCCAGCUUCCCUUACAGUCCUCUCUUCCCUUCGUUUACUGCACAUUCAGUCCAGCUGUCUGCUCGAAUUUCCUGAGAAUUUAAGCUCCCUAUCCUGCUUGCAAGAGCUCUCCCUUUGGUGCUGGAAGCUUUCCUUUCUGCCCGAAUCCAUCGGGCAGCUAUCUUCCUUGACAAAGUUGGAGCUGGUUUAUUGCUCCAGUCUUCCGCAACUGCCCGAAUCACUCACCCAAUUGCCCGCCCUCACUACCCUCAACGUUUCCCACUGCUCCAAUCUGUUCGACCUGCCCCAGAAUUUUGGGCAGUUGAAGGCUCUGCAAACGUUUACAUUAGCUGGGGGAUCUUUUUCGACGGACUUACCGGACUCUUUUUGUAGGCUGCCCGGUCUUAGCAAGCUUGAAUUGAGGCAUGCCUAUUGGCUCGACACCUUCCCAUCGUCCAUCUCCUCCCUCCAAAACCUUCAUUCCCUUGACCUGAGCAUCUGCAAUUGGCUCAAGAAUCUGCCCGAAGAAAUCGGGCAGCUGCAGAAACUAGAGGAGCUGAGACUGACCGACUGUCUGAAAAUCAACCGCCUUCCAGACUCCAUCUGCUCUCUUCCCAACCUGAAACUCAUCUCUCUCCAAAAAUGUUUCAGUAUAGAGUGCCUCCCUACCGCGUUAGGAAAUCUGUCCUCCUUGACCCAUCUCGAGCUUUUGAAACUUGCCAAGCUGACCGCCUUACCCACCUCUUCACAAGAUCUGCGGAACCUAGAAGUUCUUAUAUUGAAGGGGUGCAAAUCGCUUGCGAGUGUGCCAAGGCUGCUGUUGCAGCAGCAGCCUCGCUUGAAGCACCUCAUGUUGGAUCACUUUCCGUGCUUAGACCAACUGCUGCUGGAUAUGGGCGCUACAGCUGCCACAGUCACUGCAACCGCUACAGCCGCGGCAGCCCCUACAGCCGCUACAGCCGCCGCAACAGCUGCUUCUGCUGUUCCGGAUUUCCCUCCUGCUGCUGCCUCAGACCCCCCUUUGUCUGCCACUCCCCAGCUCCUUCCUGCUGAUCCAAAUUCAAGCCAUCUGACGGUAGAAGCCCCACCUCUCCUCCUGCCUCCGUCCCUCACUCACAUAGAGCUCGCUCGCAGCAGCACCAUCUCAGCCCUCCCCUACUCACUCUCCUGCCUCACCAGCCUCCAAACCCUGUCCGUUCGCCGCUUCUGCUCCCUCCGCUCCCUCCCCUUCGUGAGCUGUCCAUCGCUCACUCUUCCUUCCAGCUGUCCCUUGCGCCAGCUGGCGCCUUGCCAGGUGUCGGACCAAGUGGCAGCGUGCCAGCUGGCUAAGCUGCAGGAAUUGAGGAUUGCGUUCUGCAAGAAGUUGACGCGCCUUCCUGAUUCGCUGCACCUCCUCCUCCCCAUGCUCUCUCGCCUUGUCCUGUUCAGCUGCACUGCCCUUUCUACGCUGCCCGAAGAUCUGGGUCAACUUAAGAAACUUUCUUACCUGGAGCUGUCCCGCUGCACAGCUCUGAAAGAGCUUCCAGACUCUCUUUGUGUGUCAACAUCAUUGGAACAACUCAUAAUCUCCUCCUGCCCAUCAAUAUCUUUUCUGCCUGCAAAUAUUGGGCAGCUGCCAUCUCUCAAAAGGCUCUCCUUGGAAAACUGCAAGGGUUUGACAUCGCUGCCCGGAUCUCUGGUCCAAGCGCCAACUCUUUCCUACCUGCUGGUUUCGGGGUGUGCGGAAUUGGUAGGAUUGCCCGAAGAUUUGGGUAUGCUCAAGUCGUUAGAAGUUCUCAUUGUGCGAUCGUGCGACAAGAUUCUUGAGCCACCUGCCUCGUUGGCGUAUGCAACGAGACUGAGGAAGUCUCAGCUGGACCGAGCCGUGGCCAUUUUGGACCAUGGCGGGGUGACAAAGCUGAUAGCCCAUCCCAGCGGCAGAAGCGCAUUUCAGGUUCGUGGCAACCCCAGGAGCUCUGCCUUUCACAUCUGCCUGCCCCACCACUACUGCCCGUGCCAAUCAUUUUUCUAUGACGCAGUGUCUCGUGGCGAGCAGCUCAUGUGCAAGCAUUUACUCGCCACUCGGCUAGCUGAGUCACUGAAGUGUUACAACGUGGCACAUGUCAGCGAUGGUGCUCUGUGCUUGGCCCUGUCACAGAUGUAG